Messenger RNA from Marchantia polymorpha subsp. ruderalis, 1917 nucleotides. NCBI's taxonomy places the organism in Eukaryota, Viridiplantae, Streptophyta, Marchantiopsida, Marchantiales, Marchantiaceae. The record is from the annotation of a GenBank genome assembly.
ACGUUUGCUCUACGUUUCUACGUGUCCAGCGCAUGUUGAACAGUUGCCAGCGUUCGUGUGCUUCUGGUACUCGGCUGUACCGAAUUGUGAAUGAAAAGUUCUUCUGAUCGGAGUAUAUUUUCUGUCCAAACUGCUCACGUGCAGCAAAUUGAGGAAGUGUGGAAUUUGCUACGUAGCAUCUUUGGUAAGUAUCAAGAGUUCUAUGUAUCCUGAUCCCUUCAUAUGGAUCAGGGCAAUAAAUAGACAUUUAUUUACAUCUUGGAAAUGGCAAGGGACGUUGGUUUGAUUAUGUACUUUUCAGUAUAGUAAACAUCUUGAUUUUAGGGGAGAUAAGUUCGGAAUGGAAUUGAAGGUCUUACUGAAGUUAUUGGUCAUCCACUGGAUGUUAAUGGUUCUCGUGUGAACCAUGAGAUAUCUAGAACUCUGCAGUGUCGAUUUCGAACUUUGACGAAUGUUCAACAAGGGCAAUGAUUUAUGGUAGUGAUGCCGAAGUUUUUUCUCAGGACGCUAGGUGCUGAAAUUGUGAUUCAUAUGUCGGUUGAAAAGGCGACUUUUGGAUUGACUGACAACCAAGGGAUUUACUUUGAAGUUCUAUGAACCGUAGUCUUUUAUGGAGGUGUCGCUUUAUUCUUUUGUCGUUUAAUCUACGAUAAGAGCGCAUGAUUUGAGGCCUUUCUAUUGCACAACUCGAGCGAGCAGGAGAAGCACGGAGUCCUGUAGCAGUCAUACUUCGCAGUUGGCAGACACGGACGUGCCAGAACCAAUUUGUUGAAGUUUGACUCAUGCCAUGAGGAGAGACAUGACAGAGCUUUCUAUGGGGAAGGGAAAUCUCUUUCGAUGGAGUAUCUCAUUUUCAUCCUAUCUGGUUAUGGUAAGUGAUGGCGUGGACUGUAAGUGAGGUUUCCAUUCAAAGCUUGUUUUCUUAGGUUUUCCAUAGAUGUGUCUAUUCUUUGUAUUUCACAACCAUCUAACACUGCUUUUGCUUUCGUGUCGAAUAGAAAGUAUGUAUAUUGUAUGUUUGUACCAACCAACGUGAAGGUCGAAUAUUGGUGCAAAAGAUCCACACUUGUCCAGAGAGUUAAAUGCGAGAGUUUCUAUUCCAGGGGUACUGGAAUAGAAACUCUUCGCAGGAGUACCCCUUCGCAGGACAGGUUUAUGUCUGUGGAGUUUGUGUCGAAAAAAAGUGUCGCGACCUUAUCGAGAUUAGUCGUACAGUUUGGAUGACGUGGAAUUUUACAACUUUUGAGACUGCGGUGAAGGUAAUGAUGUUCCAUGGAUUGAUGUGUUUCCUGUUGGGCCUACAGUUCAAGCAGGUAGUAAACCCUAUGAACUAUGCUACCCAUUAGACCAGCGUCCUCGUUACCUUGUGUGUUGAGGAUAUCAUAGAGAUUAGUUUUAGGUCUAGUGCUGAGAGAACCCCAUUUUUAUGAGGAAUGGAACUGUGGGAAACUUCAAUUGAGUGGCUCCAUUCAAUUAGGUUGGAGAUAUUGUGAGGCUGAGAUAUUUUAAGAAGUUGCAUCCGCUGGCUAUCUUACAAAUGAGUUGAAAAUGGUCGUUGCAACAAAUGGCGCAUAGACAAAAGAGUUCAAAGUAAAGAAGUAAAGAAGUAAAUCAUUAGGUGGCCAUCAUUGACGAUUCUUGUUAAACCAUCAAGAAAGUAGUCGAUAGUGAACGCAUUCGUUAUAGUGACCUGUAAACUUUACUUUUGAUCAUCCAGAUCAGUACGGAGAUUUGAUGUCGGCAUAGCGUUUGUCUAGGAGUCCCAAUGAAACACAGCAUAGUGUCUCAAUAACAUACAAUGAAGACUUUUUUUAAAAAGAAGCUUUUUGUUGAAAAUGUUCAUUUCAACCCAUGUUUACUCCAAUCGCGAGAAAAGCGACUUAAGGAGCAUUUUUUCACACUUUAUUCCCACAAAGC